AUGUCAUUCUUAGACAAGAAAACUAUUAGGGGCAAGCCUGUAAAGGAUAUACUGUUGCUCCGUAACAUCGAUUACAAGGGAACGUUCUAUAAGAAGUUCCCCCAUGUCUACAACAUUUAUGCCAUUGGUAUGAUUUCAUGUAUCUCCGGUCUUAUGUUCGGUUUCGAUAUCUCGUCAAUGUCAUCUAUGAUCGGUACUAAGAGAUAUAAGAGAUACUUUGGUCACCCUGGUCCAACUGCCCAAGGUGGUAUCACCGGUUCCAUGGCUGCUGGUUCAUUCCUGGGUUCCUUACUUUCUCCAAACUUCUCAGAUACCUUCGGUAGAAAGAUGUCCUUGCACAUCUGCUCCGUGUUCUGGAUUAUUGGUGCUAUUAUCCAAUGCGCAGCUCAGGGUAAAGCCAUGUUGGUUGUAGGACGUAUUCUAUCUGGUAUCGGUAUCGGUUUCGGUUCCUCUGCUGCUCCAGUGUACUGUUCUGAGAUUUCUCCUCCAAAGAUUAGAGGUUUGAUUUCCGGUCUCUUCCAAUUCUCAGUCACCGUCGGUAUCAUGAUUCUAUUUUACAUCGGUUACGGUUGUCAUUUCAUCAACGGUACGGGAUCCUUCAGGUUGACUUGGGGUUUGCAAAUGGUCCCAGGUUUCAUCUUAGCUCUUGGUGUCUUGUUCUUGCCAGAAUCUCCACGUUGGUUGGCUAACCACGACCGUUGGGACGAAGCCGAGACUGUUGUUGCCAACGUUGCCGCUAAGGGUAACCGCCAGGACGAGCAAGUGCAAUUUCAGUUGGAGGAAAUUAAGGAACAAGUGUUGAUCGAUGCUGCCGCCAAGGACUUCUCAUUCAAGGACUUGUUCAGACCAAAGACCAGAAAGAAGACAAUAGUCGGUAUCUCUGCCCAAAUGUGGCAACAAUUAUGUGGUAUGAACGUUAUGAUGUACUAUAUUGUGUACAUUUUCAACAUGGCUGGUUACACCGGUAACACUAACUUGGUUGCAUCUUCUAUUCAAUACGUCUUGAAUGUGAUCAUGACUAUUCCUGCUCUAUUCUUGAUCGAUAAGGCUGGUAGAAGACCUGUCUUGAUCGUUGGUGGUAUCUUGAUGUUCACAUGGUUGUUUGCUGUCGCUGGUUUGUUGGCCACGUACUCCGAUCCAGCACCAGGUGGUGUUGAUGGUGACUCUACCGUGACCAUUAAGAUCCCUCAUAAGCAUAAACCAGCUGCCAGAGCAGUUAUUGCAUGUUCGUACUUGUUUGUGUGUUCCUACGCUCCAACCUGGGGUAUUGGUAUCUGGAUUUACUGUUCUGAAAUCUUCAACAACAUGGAGAGAGCCAAGGGUUCCUCAGUAUCUACGGCAACGAACUGGGCAUUUAACUUCGCAUUAGCAAUGUUUGUCCCAUCUUCUUUCAAGAACAUCUCAUGGAGAACUUAUAUCAUUUUCGGUGCCUUCUCUGUUUCGUUGACCGUCCAGACCUUCUUAAUGUUCCCUGAGACAAGAGGUAAGACCUUGGAAGAGAUUGACCAAAUGUGGGCCGACAACAUCCCAGCCUGGAAGACUACUAGCUACGUCCCACAAUUACCAGUUGUCGAAGACGAAGAAGGCAACAAAUUGGGCUUGUUGGGUAACCCACAGCACUUGGAGGAUGUGAAUUCGAACGAGAAGUCUGAGCAAACAAACUCUAACUCUAACAAUUCGACGCAUAAUAGCAUCGCGAACGACUCUCGCGUAUAA
Molecule: messenger RNA, 1716 nt
Organism: Kluyveromyces marxianus DMKU3-1042
Lineage: Eukaryota; Fungi; Ascomycota; Saccharomycetes; Saccharomycetales; Saccharomycetaceae
Gene: HGT1
Product: sugar porter family MFS transporter
Exons: 1
Coding region: 1-1716 (571 amino acids)
Biological process (GO): carbohydrate transport; transmembrane transport
Cellular component (GO): membrane
Molecular function (GO): carbohydrate:proton symporter activity
Source: RefSeq, a predicted model, not a curated record